Messenger RNA from Poeciliopsis prolifica (blackstripe livebearer), 4328 nucleotides. RefSeq names its product leucine rich repeat containing 53 (gene lrrc53). Gene Ontology annotation, molecular function: protein binding. The record is from RefSeq and is a predicted model, not a curated record. Lineage: Eukaryota; Metazoa; Chordata; Actinopteri; Cyprinodontiformes; Poeciliidae. The transcript is spliced from 11 exons. Bases 317 to 3697 code for a protein of 1126 amino acids.
ACAAGUUAAUGAUAAAUUAGACUAAUAAGACAAACAGGCUUUCUGCAGAUUUGUUCUGAACUUGUCACACACGACUGACGCUCAAAUACAAGUCAGCAUUCGGUGCAACGUUCAAGACUGAGUCAGACAGGACACCUGUGUUUCUCAGGUGACACGAAGCUCUACUGAGCAUGCUCAGACAGUGACCAGGUAACCCAAGAUCAACACACCGAACAUGGUUAGGAGUUUUAAUUCAGCUGUCGUGGAGCAGGAUGGGAACGCGGCACGGCGAGCGGUCAUCAGCAGGGAGGGAAUCUUUGGGUUUUGAUUAAAAAGCAUGCUCUGGAUCAUCAUCAUGCUGAGACCAGGCGUCAUCCUGUCAGCCUGUGUUUUUGCUCAUUCCCAGCUAAAUCUUCAACGUGUCCCCUCAACAUGUGUCCAUGAAGCCUCCUUGUUUACUCCUCAGGUAUCUCAGAUUAAACACGAUGGCGACAAUAACCAAGCUGCAUCGGGUGACAGCCACGUGGAAGAGAUGCUGCCUCAUCAUCAUGUCGCAUCUUCUGUAGCACACCAUGACCUAUUUCUGAAUUUGUGUCCAGGUGUUUUGCUGAUGUUCCUGCUGCCAGCCAUCGAAGCCCAGCGUGUUCCAGUGUGUCCCGUUUCCUGUGCGGUCUGCUCUGAGGACGCAGUCAUCUGUCAAAGGCUUGCCAACAUCAUUCAUGCUGCAGACUCGACCCAGGCUCUGCUGCUAACUGAGGGCUCCAUCUCUGCGGUCCAGCCGGCCUCGCUGUCUGACCUCAGGAACAUCACAGUUAUAGGUCUGAGUAGCAACCACAUCUCGGAGCUUAGUGAAAACGCCUUCAGAAAUCUGCCUCUCCUCCACACUUUGCUGUUGGACCACAACCUCCUGACCAGCCAGGCUCUGCAGGGUGGAGCGCUGAUCAAUCUCAGCCAGCUGGAAGUUCUUGCCCUGGGCCACAAUCACAUCGACAUGAUCCAGGCUGGCUGGUUUGCAGGCACAAAGGCUCUGCUCAGCCUGAAGCUGGAGGGAAACCUGGUCACCAGGCUGAACCCUGGAUCCUUUCCUCUGAACGACUUCAGGAGUCUGGAGACUCUGGAUCUUUCGGAUAAUUUGAUAGAUUUUCUAGACAGAAACAGCUUCAGAGGCCUGGUUAGCUUGAGGAGCCUGGAUCUCUCCAGAAACCGUCUGCGUUCAGCUCCUCCUGAGGCUUUCUCCUAUCUUGUGUGGCUGUCGAACCUCAACCUGGACCUAAAUUCAUGGAACUGCACAUGCGAGCUGCUGGAGCUGGCUGCUGUCCUGACGAGCUUCGUUCAGGAGCCGGACAAGGCGCUGUAUAACGGCCGUCGGAUGAUGUGUGUGAGUGCAGACAACCCGGCUGUGACCACGGUGCUGGAGCUGACCGAGGCCAACUGCGUGCCGUCCAAUCAGAACAUCACAGUGCAGAUUGAGGCGAGAGGCAGCGUGGCGCCUCAGCAGUACGCCCGAGACCUGGCCAUAGCUGCAGUCAUCUGCUUCCUAGGUGGAGUCGCUUUGACCCUGCUUGCAGUCCUGAUUUGUUACCACGUCUCUCAACGGAAGAAGAAGAAGAAAGAAAGCCAAAGACCGAAGGAGGAAGAGGACAAAGGCAGAACAACUGCUAACCAUGUAAAUCAACUCAGAGAUCAGGAGAGGAUGAGGGAUUUUUUCUUGCAAGCCAACAGCAGUCAACAAUGGAGCAAGGAGUCCAUGAUGCUGAAUGAAAGGAUGGAUCACCACAGAGAUACAUUUAAGUCCAGAGCUGAAGAAAAUGGCAGCAACGUCCAUUGCCCUCAUUGCAACACUAAUGGGAAAAUGCCGAACCAAAUGAGAAAGGGUAAGUGGGUAAACGGAGGACCUGAGGCUGAAGAUGUCCAGGAGAGAAGGAAAUUAAGAAUGAUGGUGGAAGAGGAGAGAAGGAGAGGAAUUAUUCAACAACAAGAUUACACCUGGAAUGUCUCUAACAAGGUUCCUCCCCACAUUGCCGACUCACCUUUUCAUCUGCUGAGAGAAACGCCAGACAAUCUUCCACCCUACAAGGCUGACGGUGACAUGGGGAACCACAGGACUGAUGAUGAAUCGAAGAGCAGACGUUAUGAGGCUUCACACUGCAGGAACUGCCACCGGACCUCCAGACCUCCAGAGGAGAAUAUGACACACAGGAUGCCUCACUCCAACCAAAUGGACAUCUAUGAUUUCAAUGGCAAGGAAAGGAGGGAGCCGUUUAGACAGAUGAACAUAGGACUAAAAAGAGAGACAAAAAACGUAAAGUUUGAUCUGACAAGUUCAAGAACUAAUCGAGACAAGGAAAGUCUGGAGGAGGAGGAGGCAAAUUCCAGAGGCAACGAGAAAAACAGCGAAAGGAGACACAAAGUCCAGUCCAGCCAUUUGAUGAAGGUCAAAUUGAACUUAAAUCCCUUGAGAAAAAGCAAAGUCCAUCCGAAGAAGAAAAAUGAGCACGGCCACACCAAGAGCACAAGUUCCAAGAGGAGUAAAGAGAAAAGACGGCAUGGAAAAGGUGAAGGGGAGGAAGGAGAAAAGAAAUCUGGUAAGAGAGCUAAGAGUAGCAGAGAGAAGAAGAGAAAGUCCUCCAAAAUGGAGAAGGCAGACAAAGGAGAGCAAAAAAGCAGCACAUCUAAAAGAGAUAAAAGUGCAGAAGGUGACCAGGAAAAGAACCAAAACUUCUCCCAACCGCCUGACGGCACCACUGUCUCUGCACAAAACCAUCAGACUCUGCAGUACCAGAGUGAUGGGCUGGCAUUGAGUGGGGCUCAGCUGGCUUUCCAGCAUCCCUUCUCCUUCAGUCCAGCUGACAGGAAUCGUACUACCAACCUUUCCUUGCUAAACUCAACUGGCUCACAGCUAACUGGAAGCUCCCUUUCUCUUCAAGCAGGGAAGGCUUUGCUUAACACCAUGUCCUCAGGAUCCAAUCCACUGCUCACCGGUGGCCUGGUUAAUCCCACUGCUCCCGGCGUAACACUCAGUGGGCUUAGCAUAGCUCCAGGUGGUGCCCCAGAAAGCUUCGCCAGACAACCUGCAGUGUCGACCAGGUCCUCAAAUCCUGCUCUUCUAGCCAAGAUGAUACAAGCCAAUCCUUUACAAGCAGGUGGAAACCCCCCGGCUCCAUUUCUUACCUCAACAUCUGAUGGUCCUGUCCUGAGUUUAGCAAACCCAGCUAAUAAUCCAGCUGCUUUGGGUUACAGCCAGAUGCAGGUUGACAGUUCUGCAUUUGUAGCAGCACCGAAGCUUGAUCCAACUCACAGUCAAGACAUUCAGACCGGAAAGGGACCGAUUCAAUCGACCACUGAGUCACAAGCCCCCUCCACUCAAGACGACCUCCCCAAACAGGAUCAAGAUGAGACUUCAGGGGAUACCUCAGAAACUAGAGUGGAGAAAAUGUCUGUCAAUAUGCCACCUGAGGGUGUGGCUCAAACUGAAGGACCUCAGGCAGGAGGAUCAGGAGAAAGUCUGAAGGCAGACAGUAUGUCUGUAAUGGAUCAAUCAGCUCCGAGUCUGUCCAUACCAGGUGAAUCCUCCACAGCUGCUGGAGGGGCGGCUCUCUUGCAGCAGGAGUACCUGUCAGAAGAAGGAGGCUCCUCACCGAGGAGGAAGCUGAGGCUGGUUCUUCCAGAAAAAACAUCAAACCGGCCGCCUACAGCUCUAGAGAGAAAAAUCCGCUAGCAGCUCAGAUCGUUGCUUCCUUUCUAAAUUCAGGUGUGUAAAGAUCUGAGUAAACAACAGUGAAUGGAGGAAGUGCAGUUGAUAUUGAUAAACUGUCCAAAAAUAUCCAAUUGGUUUUGGUGGGGGAAGAGAAACCAAACCUGUGUGGUUAAUAUUUUCGCCUUACUGGCACUUGUAGAGAAGGUUUGAGAUCCUAAAGGGCAUGUGCUAAAACGCAGGAAAUGUUGGCCUUUGAGUGGAAGGGAUAAGACGGAAACGGUUACGGAUGGUUGGCUGGUGCGACUCGUCCAGAGCUGCAGCUGUUGUGUGAUCUACCUGCAGGGAUGGGGCACGUCCAAAAGCAGCUCCAGCUGUUUCUCAUCACUUGUUUCUUCAAAAUGUCGACAAUCGGCAACCUUUGCAUGAAAGAAGAGGUUACAAUUGUAUGUUGAUGAUUCACGUUUUAUUAGUUGUGUUUAUGUCUUUAUGUUUUCAGUACUCUCUCUCUACAUGUAUUGUCCGCCUUCUUGAAUAUUUAAGAGUAGUUUUAUCAUUGUUAUUGCUGUAUCCAGUUCAAUAAAUCAUUGUUUUAUAACCUGUCUCUACAUUAAAGGAAUUUUUUUUGAGUCACAAAGCUCUCGGUGUACAGGCG